This is a messenger RNA of Lates calcarifer (barramundi perch), 6737 nucleotides long. RefSeq lists its product as uncharacterized. Bases 582 to 2147 code for a protein of 521 amino acids. The record is from RefSeq and is a predicted model, not a curated record. NCBI's taxonomy places the organism in Eukaryota, Metazoa, Chordata, Actinopteri, Centropomidae. The transcript is spliced from 2 exons. Gene Ontology annotation, cellular component: plasma membrane. Gene Ontology annotation, biological process: neuron projection development.
AGGGUAAAAAGAAUGAGUGGAAAACAGAGCCAAAGAAAGAGAAACAGGGCGCUGUUUUCUUUGUUUUCUCUCUAGUGCACACAUUCAUUCAUGCAUCAGCCCUGCUCCCCUCUUCCCAGGUGGAGGGACAAUGACGCUGGCUCUCUGACUAUCUCUUCUCAUUAUCAUUCCCCCUCCCCCUCCAUCCGUCUCCCACUACAGCUGGAUAAGCCAACCACUAACCGGCUCGAAUCUCCGUUACAGAGCAGGGAUUUGAAGAUUGCACCCUCACAUUUGUAAUCAGAUGUAGGAGAGGAUUAUCUCAAGGUCUCCUCCAUCUUGUGCACAGCCGGGGGCUGCUGAGACAAAGGAGAAAGAAAAGAGGAGGCUGUGGAGGAGAGCAAAGAGAGAUCUCAGGCAGCUCAGUGAAUGAUGUGGAGUUAAAGACAGAGAGGGAGGGAGAGGUCACCUGUGGAUGUGAAGAGGAGGGGGAGGAGGAUGAAGGCUUCCUAAGGAGCUGCACCCAUCACCCGAUUCAUCCGAAAGGGAAAGAGGGGAGUAUAGAACCUCAGCAGCAAGUAGAUCACUGUGAAAGGUCUUCCAUGGCAGAGGCCAGGCAACCUGUGUCGGAGCUGUACCAUCAAGGGGGAACUGUUUCCUUGGGAUCAACCCUCUCUGGUCAGUCUGUCUUUGAUGCCUCCACACUGGCAAUAAAACCCUCCAGACUGGCUGAAGGACCAGGUUACACCUGUCCGGAGGAGGUCAGGGAGGUUGUCAGUGAGAUCUGUACAGCAGCUCCUUCUACCAGAGAAACUAAUUGCAGCAGUCUGAGAGUCAGUGGAGAGCCUGGCGAACACGGACAAAGUGCAUCUAAACACUGUGUGCCCCCCAGGGUUUCAAGCCGCCCCCAUAGUCUAGCUGAGACAUAUACAGUCUCACAUCAUCACACGACAGUUAUGAAUGCAACCGAUGACGCCCCUCAGGCUGGCAGGACACUACAGAGUAUAAAGCCAGCCUCUCUGCCUGUUCACAGGAGUCACUCAGACACUUUACCUCUGCUUAAACAAGCAGGCCCCCCCCAGGCUCCAGACAGUGAGACCGGUGGACUUGAUUACCAUGGAAGAGAUAAGAGUAUCCAAGAGGCUGAGAAUCACUCCAUGUUAGCCUGCAAGCAACCCAUGCAGCUGCAGCAGUGUAACAUUGUCACCACUGUUUGCCGAGGGGUCAGCGGUGGAGAGAGUGGUGUGCAGCCGCCUCAAAGCAGGUGUGUCUGUAUGUCGUCCCCCAAGGCGGCAGUCAGAGUGGAGGGUGUUGAAGAAAAAGACCGUCUUCUUCCUAAAUGUGACAAGGCACUCUGUUAUGGCUCUUACAUUCAUCAUGCCAAUGUUGAAGACACAUUUGCUGCCUACUGCCAUCCCCAGCCCAUCCCAGCCCCCUCCCAGCUGCUGCCACGCCUGGCAGGCAUAGAGCCAAGCGACAUGCAGCGUGCGAUGGUGCCUCCUUCAGUAACGGACCACCUGACCCUGCCUCGCCUCAUCUCUUCUGUUAGUGAGACUGGCCUGGAUGCCAAACAUCUGCUGCGGUGCUGCAACCUCAACUACUCUUGGAUCAGCUCUCUGCCUCCUGGUGCUGGGCCACAAACUCAAAAACACUUCAGUGGAGAGGAGUGCUGCAGCAGUCCCAUUGGCCAUGUUAGAACCAUGACCCGGGACAUUGGGACUAUGACAGCCCACAGUGAGCUGAGGGAUGUUGGGGUACAGACAGGACAGACUGCCACACCUCAUGUGUUCCCCCAGAUCUGUGUGGCAGAGGAGAACAGAGGUGAGGCCUCCUGCAGCCAGACUCCAUCACUGACGAACACUGACAGUGAUGGAGGCAAGAAAUCAGGUGGUGCUCUUAAGUCCCCAGUGAAGGAGGUGAAGUGGGAUGCGGAAGGAAUGACAUGGGAGGUGUAUGGGGCGUCUGUGGAUCCUGAGGAGCUGGGUCUGGCCAUCCAGAGACACCUGGAGCUGCAGAUCAAGGAGACAGCGAGCCGUGCAGCCAAGCUGUCACGCCAGAAUACCAACACCUCCCGGCAGAGCGGGAACACCUCCUGUCAGAGAAAAAGGAGCAGAAUGAUAGGCUCCAUCCGAACCUGCUGCACUCGCACCACUACAGCUGUGGACUGACUAACUAGCUGACAGAUGGACAGGACAGUACCUGAAUACUGUGUUCAGUAGCCAGUAUGGCUACUCAUAGCCUCAGCCUCAAAUGUCACCCAUCUGAUCAGGUCUAUGGAAGAUAGAAUAAUCUGCAUACAGAAUGACCUGCAAUAGAAAAGCUUCAUGUGAAAUGAUGUCUUAUAAUUAAAGAUUAGAUUUAUUAUCAUGUACACUGAAAUCAAAAGAAAAAAUGCUGAAAAGGAAAUGAAUGCUAAACUAACCAGUGAUUUAUAUUCCAUCAUUUAUUGUUUAAAGUUCAAUAUUUCAACCAUUGAAAAUGUGAUUCUUGCAGCUGUUCACUGCCAGUGUUUUCAAAGGGCUGCUCCAUGUAGGUGGAUCUUCAUAAUAAAAUACUUACAGGGCACUGACACCGAAAAACAACAUCAGUGUACAGUGUAAAGCAAUCUGAUACAGUCCUGCACUAAAUAUGACUCUUGUAAAGCUUCUAAUGAAUGUGUGGGAUGGUGAAUAAAAUGUGAUGCUGUGAAAAAAUGUAAAUACAGUGUUGCCUCAACUCAACCCUAGCCCAGCAUAUAACCAACCUUAACCUACCCUUUAAACAGUAGCUAGGCCUAACCCCAAAUCUCAGUUUAACCUCCCACUGCAUUCUUGCUUCUCCUUCUCCUACCUCUCCCCCAGGAAGUAAUACUGGAAGACAAAAAAAAGUAGUGGACAGAUGAACUCACCUGUAUCUGACAAUGGAAACAGAUUGAUCAUGUCCUUUGGAAGGGAGUUCCAUACCUUGUGGACUGCAAAGUAAAUGUAUGUAUUGUGUGUUUUCAGACUAUGAAAACAAGAUGGCAGUCUGUUAUUGAGUGAGUGAUGGUCAUAUCUCAAUACUAACGUGUUUCUGUAUUUCCCAAGCAUGGUUUAAACUCUUGAAGCUACAGAUUCCGUACAUCUUCCUUUCCUGUAUAUUUAUCAUAGGUCUCAUUCAUGUUUUUGUUUUUUUCUUUUGCUUUUUUUUAGGUUUAGGAUGUGAUUGAAAUAAUAUAUUUUCUUCUUUUUUUGUAUGAGCAUAGAAAAAGGGCGUGAUCAAUCUUUUUUUUUACCAAAUAUACAGAGAGAUUAACAACACUGGAAAAUCUUCAGCCAUUUUAGACUGGAUUUUUGUGGGAGUAGAGCGUACACACAGCGACAAGCUAAGUUUGUUCAUCCAGUCCAGUAGAUAAUGAAGUAUCACAUGUUCCAUUCUUCUUUACUUCUAAUAUUGGCUGUGUUGGUAUUUGAAUUAUAUGUAAUUUUCUUCAAGUUAAGUUACUUUAUGUGUUAAAAUGUGCUCAAACUAUUUUUCAAAAAAAACAAGAAAAAUACUGGACUCAAAUUCAAUUUUCUUGGAAAAUUGAGUGCUUUAGAGACAUUUCAUGAUCACCUGUGAAAAUGGGACUCACUUUGGUCGCAUCAUUUCUGUGUAACAAUAAACAACAUAAACAGAAGUAUCAACAGUUGUAUGGUUGGCUGUGUUCAGUGAGUUAGGUGUGAUUCAGUCUGAUGGAAAAGCUAAUAAUCACCUGAGUAAAAAGAAUAAAUGAUACAGAAAUAAAUACUACACUUGAUACAUUGUUCAACUUGAUUUUUAAACAAGGUUUAUAUUUGUUUCCAUCCAUCCAUUAGCUACACAGCCUACCCUAGAAUCAUGGGCCAAAAGAUAGGAAGGACUGACCCACUCCUAGUUGACACUGGGUAAGAGCAGGAUCCAAGUGCAUUAAAUAAAUACACUAACAAUUCAUUUAUUUCACUCCCUUUCCUCAUUGCUUAUAAGUUAAUAUAAAUGAUAUUUAAACUUAUUUAACUCAUUGUACAGUAAUAUACUUAUAUAAUUUCAUCUUUUUCCUAUCUUAUAGCACAUUAGUACCAUUUCUCACUGCUCUGUGGAGGAUUAUUGAUUAUUGUGUUUAUUUGUUGUGAUUAUUGACAGCACAGGAGAGAAAUCUAUCAGAAAGGGCAGAUUCUUUAAACUGAUCACUUUCAAAUACCAUAGAAUUGUUGAUUUUCUUGUUUAAAUGUUGAUGUUGAAAUAAUCAUGUUUCACAGCUCUAUUGAGAUUAAAGACAUAUGCAUAUAGAUAAUAUAGACAUAGAUAUAUUCCACUUAACAUAGAAACCUUUCGUGGGUCAGUAUAAUCUUGGGCAGUUUUCCUGUAAACAUAUGAAAGCAACAGGUACAUGUGUCAGUGGUGGAUAUUUCACCCUGUUAAUGGUACAUCUGUAUUUUCCAUUCUACAGUCAUACAUAGAUGUCAUUAAAAAGGCAAAAUGGUCUAAAUGGAGGAUAACUGGUUUCAUCUGGUCUAAAUGUAUUACAUUUAACCUGGGUAUUGUAUUUUGUUACAUGAUUUUGAAGAGUGACUGUAUCUGCUUUUCACUCAGUCUAUAAUGCUAAUAUUGGAAUAUUAAAUGAAGUUCAUUACUUUUACCUGCAUAAUCAUACAACAUAUCUUAGCAAAUAUUGGGCAGAUUAGAAUGACAUCUGCUGUGAAUAUCCAGAGGAUGAUUCCUGGUGAUAUUGGUGGCCUGCUUAUUGUGUGAUUAACACCACUGUUAGGCCAUAAUUUCACAUUUUGGCACAGGAAAUAUUAAAAUCUAAUGGAUACAUGCCAUGAAGUUGCAUAGGCCAGUUUUGAGUGAUAUCUGAUUGAUGAACAUGAAUGGCAUAUACCAGUAGAGGAGAAUAUCAUCAGCCACUUUUCAGUCUCAGUGCUGAUGUAUUUUAAUGACCCCAUAGUCUUUCCACUAGCAUCAGGAAGAACUGAAACCACAUCUGUCUCCAAGACUACAUCACAAUCAGCUGCAGUGUUGGUCCAAUACGUGUUAGUGUUGUUAUUCUGGGAUAUAAUAUUUACACAGGUGAAUGUUAUUUAUGAUGAAACCAUAGAUCUAUGAAUACGCCCAGUAAAAGUAUUAUUGAAUGCAUCAUUGAAAACAUGAAAUAUUACUCAGUAGAACAUAUUUAUAGUCCAGGCCUUAAUCAACUCCACCGCCCACUUUAUUCUCACAUCUGAAUACCUGAUACAGAUGUAUCAGCUUAGAAGAUGUUUGGUGAAGUAACGGGAAAGUACAUAAUGUAGGUGGUAUAAAACACGUAAAUCACACUUUUUUGUAUGUUUUGAACAUUUAAGUGAAGUAAUUCAUUUUGCUUUUCAUCUUUACAGAUUUAUUCAGCAAAGACAAUAGAUCAGAUCAGAGCCACACAAAUGAGAUUCAUUAGUGGGAUUCAUUGCAGUGACUGAAACAGCGAUUAAACAAUGAAUAAAAUGUGAUUGUGUCUAGAGUGUCAUAUUCCCACUAUUAAACACAAGCUGAUAGUUAAAUGGAGAAUGAGACAGGAGACUGAAGACAGCAGCAUCCCUGCAACUGGAUGAAAAUCCAGUCAGAGAUUUUAUUGUAUGUUUCACCUUCAGUUACUCUGAAUGAUUCCAUGACAUUUUAAUUAGAAAAAAAGCAUAUAACCCAUAAAUUCAUUCCAGAGGUUGAGGUCAAGUUUAGGUUUAGGUUGUUUCUUAAGAACAUACAUUUAGUUUAUUUCCCAUGAAUUGUUUUCAUACAUUUUUAGUUCACCAUAUAUGACACUACAGUAUAUAUCAACAACUAACAUGUAUUGCUAUUUAAUGCUGACUUUAACUUGUGAAACUGACACUGAAUGUAUAUCAGUUUUCUUCAGUGAUUCCCAUCAAUUCAUAUUUCCUCUCUGUCUCUUGUGUGGUGUUGAAUUCACUUCUAGAGAAUAUAAAAAGUCAUCAACCCUGCUGUUGUCUUAGUUGAAUGUGAGGCUAUUUAAAACCAAGUGGAUUAUUCCCCUGAAGUUUAAAUGGACUGUGUGACAUUGUGAGAAGUUAAAUGAGAAGAUGUAGAUCAGUUUCUUCUCUGUAUGUCCAGUAUAGAAAUAAAUAGGUCAUGGAAGUGUUCAGCAUAGCUUAGCACAAUGACUGGAAGUAGCCUGCUCACCUAGCUCCAUCAAAGAAGAAUCAAUAUGUGUUAAUGGGGUUGCAGUUCUGACCAAAAUUGUACUACAACAAAACCUUAGUUGGUGGAUCUGUUUACUGGAUAUACAGAGAUGAAACUGGUCUUUUUAUCUGACAUUGUAUUUUUACUCUCUGAAUGCAAAAUAACAAAAGUUACCAUUACAGUGGACAACGCAAUGUUACAGUAGAGCAAUGCUGACAUCAAAUAUUUUCACUUUGUGUAGUCUCAAAUCCUUGUCAUAUAAUGUGUGAGUUCUUCUGUUCUUUCAUUCUUCUGUUCAUACUGUGACAUGAAGAACGUCUGUGAAAAUGAGCAGCUUGGCAGUGUUAAGCAAGGAGGGAUUUUUUUACUCUGUACUAUUCCUUCUCUGAUUCUCUGUGUGCUGCCUCAUACAUUACAACUGAAUUUGAGAAUAACUGCAUUAGUAACCACUGUUAAAGGCUCUCCAUAUUCAUAUAUCAGGUUUCAGACAAGAAUUAACACGGAAUGUCCACUUGUGUGUUUGUCAGUUGGGAGUGUUGUUAAAAUGUUGUUUUAAUUGUAUCAAAGAGGAAUCUGCCCAAAUCUUGAUGCCAGCAAUAAAAUCACAGAAACUC